This is a messenger RNA of Talaromyces amestolkiae, 237 nucleotides long. RefSeq lists its product as uncharacterized. The record is from RefSeq and is a predicted model, not a curated record. Lineage: Eukaryota; Fungi; Ascomycota; Eurotiomycetes; Eurotiales; Trichocomaceae. The transcript has a single exon. Bases 1 to 237 code for a protein of 78 amino acids.
AUGUCCCACGAAUUCAGCCAAGAGGUCAUGGAAUUCCUAUCUCUAUGGCAUCUCCGCCUGGGUCACUCGCCUCUCGAGGCAAUUGUCGCCAUGGCCGAUGGAGCUGCAACGGGCAUGAAUCUACCUGCUAAUAUGCCAUCGAUGGCCGACCUCGAUCCGUAUCGUGAGCAUCUUAAUUGCUCGGCUUGUCUUUCUGUGCAUGGAUCUGCUUCAGGACCUGAUCCAGAUCAAGCAUAG